CCCCACGUCGAGCAGGAGGCGCUUAGGAAGUCGGAGGGCAUCGGGAACUGUCUUUUGGCCGCCAUCAAGGCUCUCGAGGUUUCCGUCUCCGUCUCCUUCGGCGUAUCCGGGGCUGCGUGGCCAACGCUCGGCGUGUGGUCGAUCCCGUGCAGUGCCGCGGUGACCGUGGUCUUCUUAGCGGGCUUCAGUGGCACGCAGUGGUUUCUGUCGUGGAGGAAGACCGAGGGCCUCAACGGGGCAAGAUGCUCAAUCAACCAAGAAAUGUUGGUAGCCCGACUCCUCCUAGCAGGCGGCGGUAUUCGCUGCCACAACCACAGACUGCGCGCUGCAGGCGCUCAACAGGGCCUACGAGAUGCUGGAGGGCGCGGAAGCUAAGAUAUGGGAGAGCACGAAGCGCGCGAUUCGUGAGGUCGGAACCGAGGCCUACGCAAAGGCGACGUGGCUAGCACCAACGUGGUGUCGGACACCAUGGUGUAGAAGGGCAUCAUGGUGCCGAGGCGGUGGGAGGGUGGAUCCCGAGACUUGUAUGGCUUGAUGGCCAAGGCUGGGCGAAAGGCGGCGGCAGCAUCAUCCGGGGGGCGUCGGCUAGCUGCCUACUGAUAUGUUGCCGGUGGAAAGGCCUAACGGGGAGGUGGGGGGGGUACCUUGUGCAUCCCCUAGGGAUCC
Molecule: messenger RNA, 666 nt
Organism: Lasiosphaeria miniovina
Lineage: Eukaryota; Fungi; Ascomycota; Sordariomycetes; Sordariales; Lasiosphaeriaceae
Exons: 2
Coding region: 243-446 (67 amino acids)
Source: RefSeq, a predicted model, not a curated record